Messenger RNA from Leucoraja erinaceus (little skate), 5014 nucleotides. RefSeq lists its product as uncharacterized. Lineage: Eukaryota; Metazoa; Chordata; Chondrichthyes; Rajiformes; Rajidae. The coding region runs from base 650 to 1333 and encodes 227 amino acids. The record is from RefSeq and is a predicted model, not a curated record. The transcript has 6 exons.
UAUGGAUUUUCGUGUGUAAUUUAUGCGCCUCGUGUUAGCUGUAUGUUCUGUUGUUCUGCCUGUUUUAUGAUGUCUUGCUUAUUUUCUUUUUCUGUACAGCACUUUGGUCAACUUUGGUUGUUUUUUAAGGUGCUUAACAAAUAAAGUUAUUAUUAUUAUUAUUCAGUCACACACCAAAGGAGAUGAUUCAAUAACUGUCAUGUUACAACCUCCACAUCUAUGAAUGUUAGCCUACCUGCAUGAAUUUAUCCAAUUUGUUUGAAUACUCUGUGAGUUUGAUAAUACAUUUCUCGGCUUGUUUGACGGUUGUAGUUGACAAAGGAAAACCUUGCUAUGAAAGACCUGCCUAAGUUCUCAUCGGCCUUGAAAUUACAUUGAGAACAGACAUGCUUUAACAACAUUCUGAAAUUAGCAUAUUUAUUAUGAAAGAGAAGAUGGUCAAAAAUAUUGUGAGGAAUUUAAGAUAAAUGCAUUAUGUACACAACAUGGUGUCAUUCCAUCCACAAGGCAAUUCACAUCAGAGCACAUGUACAUUGAAAGAAGAUUUAAUAGAGGUUACGUUUCGUGGUUGGUGCGUGCAUGGAGAUAGUUGAACUGAGGAUAUUUUUUAUUUGCUCGUUUUCAAUUCCAGGAAGCCAAUGAAGAUGUAAUGCGUUCGAAAAGUUAUCCGAACCAGGUUGAAUCAUCGUUGUCUGUUCUACAAAAUUAUAGCACUUGUGAAGACUUAGAUUAUGACUUUACACGUGAUCAUAAUAGUCCAUCAAUAAAAGUUGGAAAUGGACAAGUGAAGCAACUUUCUCGGUUGACUGACUUGAACAUCAAGACCAAAUGGACACGGAGGAAAGGAUUAAGAAAACAAGAUGACAAAGACUCUCCUUUUGUCAGCAAAAGCGAUUUAGAGUCUUUUUCAAGUUGCAGCCGAUUAUCCAGUCAACAGCAUUCAUUGGAGAGCAAAACUUCAUUAGAAUUAUCUACCAAUGGAUCAGUGGAAAGCAGGCUACCGCCAUCUCCAACCUCCCGUAUUGGCAAUUCCUUGACAAGUUACUCAGAAGGAAGUGAGAGUUAUGCUGUAUAUGACUCUACUAUGGAGAGUGACUUUGAAUCCCGCACAACUGUGUUCAGCCAACAGCAGAAUUCACAAGGAGAUAGCCCUUGCUGCAGUCAGAGCAAUUCCAGCUGUAGCUGCGCUUUUUAUGAUGAUCUGAAAAUGGAGUUGGAGCCUGAUGGAUCCUAUAGCCAUACUUCUGAAAGAGAAUACAUGGAUGAAGAGGCAGUUUGUACCAGAAGUAUUUCAAGGUCGAGAUGGAGAAGAGUCGUUGAAAAAGUAUAUUGAUGUCACAAGCUGCUGUGGGGAUAAGCACCAGUCAAGUGGCCAACUCUGCUUCAGUCUCAGUAACUUCAGUUAUUGUUAUCUCGAGCAAAACUAUGAAACUGUAGGAAACUAGAUGGUUAAAUACUGGUAGUAAACAAAUCCCAUACCAUAAUGCUGGUAGUCUCGCAUAUUGUGGAAUUAAGGCAGGGUGAUAAAUGAGACAAAGGAGUACUAUAUUUGAAAUGUUCCUGCAGGCACCAGAUGGACAUAAUAUUGGCCAAUUUAUAGUAAAAAUAAAGUUCAAUUAGUCUUUGGGUCAGAACCGGAGACUAUGCAAAUCUGCCAAAGAUUGCUACCCAGAUCCAUCUAUUCACCGGAGAGCAUCUUUUCCUCAUAAUUCUUAAUUUAAACUACACUUUAAACAUUGUCUUCCACCUAUAUAGGAGGAACAUGAAGACACCAGUCAGGGGAUAUCCUGUACAAGUGUUUAAUGCUGCAAUGCAUUGAAAUGACUAAACUUACCGGAAUUACAGACGGCAAACCUAUUUUUUUUGCCAUUAAUGAAAUACUAAUACUACAUUAUAUGAAAAGUUUGCUAUCAUUUUUGAUAGGAAUAUCAUUUAAAAAUAUCUAUGAAAUGAAACUAAAAUCGAAACGCAAAAUAAAGCAAGCGCUAAUAAUUCUCUCGAAGGAGAGAAAAACACCCCUCAUUUGCAGAACAUCUUUUGCAGAGUAUCAGGGACAACGAGUUAUGAGAUUUGAGGUUUUAAGCUUGUCUCAAAGGAAAACAUACCGCUGGAAGUGUCUUUCAGUAUUAGCAGUGCUGUAUUUCAUAGUAUUUCAUGAUCAUGUUAAAUUGUCGGACAAAAUCUCAAAGGAAGUAAAAUUCAAAUCAUCAGGUGGAAAUUAUCUGCCUAUAACAUGAAUAGGUUUAUAUAAGUGAAACAAAUAAAUAUGCUUGAUGCCAAUGUAAUUUUCAGGUAAGAUCACAACAAAGUAACAUAUAAUGUUAAGGAAUGACAGGAUUAAUUAAAAUUAUCUUCUGGUAUAGGUAAUGGUAUCCUUCAUUGCGAAUAUGAUAGAAACACAAGUCCAGGAGCAGACCUCACAUUGUCAGAUCCAUUCCAUCAUUAAUUCAAUUAUGGCCCUAUCUUAACUCCAACUACCAGGCUUGUUACUUUCAUCCAACAAAAUCAUAUUUUCAAUUACAAUAUUUUGUAGCAUACUCAUAAAAUUAAUCUUUUGGAUCUUUUAGGUAACAGUGUUGCUGAUUAUUAAGGAGAAAAUAUAUUUAAUCUAUUGAAUAAGAUCUGUUUCAAGAUCUGAAAUCUUCAUUUUAGUCAUAGUUUCCAAACACUUUUUCAAGCUAGCACCAAAGAACUGGUUAAUGUAUUAGAGAUGGGAAAAUUACCUUGUAUCACCAUCAUUUAUGCAUUGUAUAUAAUAAAUUACCAAAAUAAAAACAUCUUUCUCCCAGUUAUAUACUCAAGAUUUUCUGUGAAUUGGAACACUUCAUGUUUUGUUGAAAUCCCAGAAUGUAGGGAGGAUUGGGAAUUUUGUGCACAUUAAUGUUGGCUAGAGUUAUGAGGGUGUUCGCAUUGUCCCAUUGGAGUGAGUUAUUAUGGCAAUUGCCUUUAAUGAGAGGUCUGAGUGACAUCAAGCAGAAUCUCACAGUGAACCACAUGCAGAAACAGUAACAUAGUGACAAAGCGUUUGGUCAAAGACUAUAUUUCAAGGGACAUCUUAGAGUAUGGAGAGGGAGCUAUAGAGAGGUAGGGAGAGUCAAUGAAGGAAUUCUAGAAUAUCAGGGCCAGGGGAAAAAGACUUGAAAAAUUGAGAUAAUUAAUUUAGCAAUGACUCAGCGACCAGAUUAGGUGGAGUACAGUAACCUCAAAGUAUUGUAGGGAUAGUUGAGAUAUAGAGAGUGGUAUGUAGUGCAGCAGGUGGAGCUGCUGCCUCACAGCACCAGAGACCUGGACUCGAUGCUCACCCAAGGGUGCUGUCUCUGUGUGGAGUUUGCACGUUAUCCCCUUGACUGCAUGGGUUUCCUCUGGGUCUCCAGUUUCUUCCCACGUCCCAAAGACAUGCAGGGUUGUAGUUCAAUUGCCCUCUAUAAAUUGCCCUUAGUAUAUUGGGAGUUGAAAGAUGUGAGAUAACAUAGAAAUGGUGUGAGGGGGCAAUCUAUGGUUGGUGUGUUAAUCAAAGGGACUUUAUCUGUUAAUCAAUUCCAUCAAAGUGAGGAGAUUGCAGAUGUUUGAAAUCGAGGAUGUUAAUCUUAAAAUCACCGUGUUGCUCCCUGUGAGCCAGUGGUUUAGUUUAGAGAUACAGCACAGAAAUAGGCCCUUUGGCCCACCGAGUCCGCACUGACCAGCGAUCCUGAACAUUAACACUAUCCUAGACACACUAGGGACAAUUUACACUUGUACCAAGUCAAUAGCCUACUAACUUGUACAUCUUUGGAGUGUGGGAGGAAAUCCGAAGAUCUCGGAGAAAAUCCACGCGGUCACGGGAGAACGUUCAAACUCCAUACAGACAAGCACCCGCAGCCAGAUUGAACUCGCGUUUCUGUAAGUGCUGUAAGGCAGCAACUCUACUGCUGCACCACCGUGCCACCCAUUAGGUUCAUUAAGGCUGAUGAAUGAUGAAAAUUUGGUACUUCGCAAUACAGCGAAGAGUUCUAGAGGUGUUCAACUGUUUGGAGUGUAGACACUGGUAAUGGGAUUUGUUUAUUAGUGUCACGUGCACUGAGAUACUGUGAAAAUCUUUGUUUAGUGUGCUAUACAGGCAUAUCAUUCGAUAUACAAGUACCUGUACAAUCAUAUUAUACAUGAGUACGAUAGGCAGUGGAAAAGAGAAAGCAACCAGACUGCAGAAUAUAGUGCACAGCUAUAGAGAAAGUCCAAAUGAAAAAUAUGCAAGUGUUGGAAUGAGAUAGAUUGUGAGAUCGAGAAUUCAUCCUUGGCCCAUAAGAGGUCUGUUCAAGAGCGUUUUGGGGCGCAAAGGAUUGAUAUCUGUUGGUUACAAGGUCAUGGAUGAGGGUAUCACUUGCAGAUUAAACCCUCAACUGUGACCUUGCUACCUAUAGACAUCAAUCUUUACUGAGACAUGGAGAUGGGAAGGAAGGGGGGUGGCUGAAUGAUUUAAAUAUUGGCUGUUUUGAAGAUGGAAAGGGUAUCGAGUUUGUUCUUGGAAUGAGUUGCAGUCUGGUUUGGCAGACUUUGAGAAAUACGCUUCAUUACAUGAGAAUUUAUGAUGGAGAUUGGGAAUAAUGAGCUAGAAAUCACACCUGCCAUGGAAAGGACACGAUGAAAUGGGGACUAAGGCCAGCAUCCUCUCUGAGGCAACUUGCACCAUAAAACAAGCUACGAGCAGUGGCACACAAUGCCUUAACCAGGAGCCUGGGUUUGAGAGUUUGAUAGCAUGGGGAUUGGUGUGCAAGUAGAGAGAAUGUUUGGGAGAAAGUAGCAAAAGCAUUAACGAAAAGACCUGAAAUGAUUUCCCAUUCAUUUAAUAAGCAUUUGGUAAAACUCGUUUAAACAGCACACAAACAUUUUGCUGUGCAUUUGAAUUUUGAGGACGGUAGUUGUUGAUGAUACUCUGCGUUAAUGUUUUGGCAGCAGUUUUUGGCACUGUAUCAAAUUAAGGGAAUCAACAUUUUUACUUAUUUCCAUUUCUAUUGUUGUAAAUUAUUAAUAAGUAUUU